AUGAGUAACGACAAUGUUGAAGGACAAAAUAGGGAAACGAUUAAGGAGUUAUAUGAUGAGGUUGACGAAGAGCGGAACGCUGCUUCCACAGCUGCGAACGAGGUAAUGUCUAUGAUACCGAGGUUGCAGAGGGACGAGACUGAGACUAAAAUGGAACUGAGACGGGUUAAGCGUUGUGCUAAGGAGAAGAUGGAGCAUGAUCAGGAUCAGCUUUUGGCUCUGGAAGAUAUGGUUUAUAAGAGGGAGCAGACUAUUCAGGUUCUCACUUGUGAAGCUCAAGCUUACAAGCAUAGAACGAUGAGUUACGGGUUCACUGAGUCUGAGACUUGCUCGAUCGAGAUCAAUCUAGUUUUGAUUCUUGGAUUUUCCAAAAGCAAAGAACUAAUUCUACAUCACAAACAACUAAACCAAGCUUAUAUAUGUUAUCAAUGUGAAUUAUAUAGGUGGGAUAACCGUUCGAAAGCUGUUCUUGAUAAUAUAAAGAGUUUUGAAGCUGAUUUCAUCUGUCUACAGGAAGUAGAGGAGUACGAUAGCUUUUUCAAGAGAAUUAUGGGUGCUCAAGGCUACUCUGGGAUUUAUAUUCAGAAAGGAGAAGACCAUAAAAGAGAUGGCGUUGCAAUAUUUUACAAGCCCAAACUGGCAGAGUUUCUUGAUGAAGAAUUCAUUGCACUCAACGAUCGUGGUCACCCUGAAAGUACCAGAGGCGGCCAAAGACUAAAAUGUGAUAGCGUAGCAAUACUGGCAGCUUUCAAGAUCUCAAAGCCAUUUAAUCAUAUUGUUAUCAUUGCAAAUGCUCAUCUAAAAUCAGGGGAACCUGAUUUAUGGGGUGAUGUGAGGCUAGCUCAAACCGAUACUUUAAUGUUAUUUUUAGCCUUCUUCUGGAGGAGGGUUUCGGGCAUAUACGAGUGCAAUCCAUCAGUGAUCCUUGCCGGUGACUUCAACUCAAACCCUUCGAGUGAGGUGUAUGGAUACCUAAAUUCGAAAACUAUAGCGUUGACGAUGUCGCCUUUCGGGGAGGACCACGACAAAGAAAAUCAAGCUGAUUUUAAACUGCGAAGUGUGUAUGGACUCACGAAAAGAGAACCAAGGUUUACAAAAUAUGCGCCAGGUUCAGCUGAAACAAUGGAUUACGUGUUCUUCAAGCCUUCUGAAUUUACUUCACCUGUGAAGCUCCUGGAGUUACCAGAGGUUGUCGAUUUCUUACCAAGUGAAGGCCAUCCGAGUGAUCAUUUACCCAUAGGAGUUGAGUUUGAGAUCAAGCAAUCGAAAACUACGAAAUGAUAAUGCAGAUAACAUUAACAGAAAAACAUUUGGGUGAUAUUUUAUAUUUGAAUUGGAAUAGUUAAGGCAUUUAUUAUAUAUUUUUAAUCAUAAAUCUUUUUUGGACAAUUUAAUUAUAUAUAAUCUAUGUAUCA
This is a messenger RNA of Raphanus sativus (radish), 1415 nucleotides long. Its product is annotated as carbon catabolite repressor protein 4 homolog 4-like. The transcript has 7 exons. NCBI's taxonomy places the organism in Eukaryota, Viridiplantae, Streptophyta, Magnoliopsida, Brassicales, Brassicaceae. Gene Ontology annotation, molecular function: poly(A)-specific ribonuclease activity. The record is from RefSeq and is a predicted model, not a curated record. The coding region runs from base 1 to 1281 and encodes 426 amino acids.